This is a messenger RNA of Panicum hallii, 2853 nucleotides long. Its product is annotated as potassium transporter 19-like. Gene Ontology annotation, biological process: potassium ion transmembrane transport. Gene Ontology annotation, cellular component: membrane. Bases 486 to 2747 code for a protein of 753 amino acids. The transcript has 10 exons. Gene Ontology annotation, molecular function: potassium ion transmembrane transporter activity. The record is from RefSeq and is a predicted model, not a curated record. NCBI's taxonomy places the organism in Eukaryota, Viridiplantae, Streptophyta, Magnoliopsida, Poales, Poaceae.
CUUGUUCCGAGCGGCAGGGCAGGCUUCCACUCCCUCCCGUGGCUGGCUGCUGGCUCCAUGGUUCGCGGCGCGACGCCAGCUCCCAGACGCAGCUCCCGCGCGUCGCGGCGCGCGGGCCAAAGCGGCCUCGGAGGCACGGCAGGGCCGCCGGACCUAUAAGUACCGGACGCCGAUGGCCGCAUCCGGCUUUCCUCUCCUCCCAGCCCCCAUCGCCCACGGCCGAGGAAGACGAGUCGAGGCGAGGCGGGACGGUCUCCUUCCCCCGGUCACCCCGCGCGCCGGCCUGCUCGCGCGACCGUGGACGCCGCCGGUCCGCUGCUGCUCCCUUGCCCCGGCGUUUGCCACUCCAGGUUCGGGUGAUGAACCUUUGAGCUCUCUGCGUUUCUGACCAGAAAUUUAUGGCCGCAUGGUAGAGUGUUGACUGCUGACACAUCACAAGGUCAUCCUAAUUAUUCAAAGGUUUCAUAUGCAUCAAGAAAGCGCAAAUGUCGCUUGAAGUUGAGGACCGACCAAGCGUAGAGCCGAUCAAACAGCUCAAGCGACAGGACUCGCUUUAUGGCGAUGCAGAGAAGGUCUCCAGCGCCAAGUACCAUGGCUCUGAGGGAAGCUGGUCACGGCUGUUGCAGCUUGCGUUUCAGAGCGUUGGCAUCAUCUAUGGGGAUGUUGGGACGUCACCACUCUAUGCGAUAUCCAGCACCUUCCCUGAUGGCAUCAAGAACCGUGAUGACCUCCUCGGUGUCCUCUCCCUCAUCCUCUACACCCUCAUCCUGAUACCAAUGGUUAAGUACGUCUUCAUCGUGCUCUAUGCAGAUGACCAUGGAGAUGGUGGCACAUUUGCUCUCUACUCACUUAUAUCACGGCACGCCAAGAUAAGGCUGAUACCAAACCAGCAGGCAGAGGAUGCUAUGGUGUCAAAUUAUGGCAUAGAAGCGCCGAGCAGGCAGCUGAGGAGGGCACAGUGGCUGAAGCAGAAGCUCGAGUCUAGCAUGGCAGCCAAGAUUAGCCUCUUCACCAUCACGAUCCUUGGCACAUCCAUGGUGAUGGGGGAUGGAACCUUAACGCCUGCAAUUUCUGUGCUGUCGGCAGUGAGUGGGAUCAGAGAGAAAGUGCCGAGCUUAACUGAAACGCAGGUAGUCUGGAUUUCAGUACCUAUUUUGUUCGCACUCUUCUCAGUCCAGCGUUAUGGUACAGACAAGGUUGGGUAUUCCUUUGCUCCAAUCAUCACUGUGUGGUUUGUUCUGAUUGCUGGCAUUGGAAUAUAUAACCUCGUCGUACAUGAGAUCGGUGUUCUCCGCGCCUUUAAUCCAAUGUACAUAGUAGAUUACUUCAGAAGGAACGGGAAAGAAGGAUGGAUUUCGCUGGGUGGUGUUAUCUUGUGCGUCACAGGCACAGAAGGAAUGUAUGCGGACCUAAGCCAUUUCAGUAUCCAGGCCAUUCAGAUCAGCUUCAACACUGUCUUGUUCCCCUCAGUGGCACUAUGUUACAUGGGGCAGGCAGCAUAUCUUAGGAAAUUCCCAGAGAAUGUCGCAGACACUUUCUUUAGAUCUAUCCCAGCACCGAUGUUCUGGCCAACCUUCAUUACUGCCAUUCUUUCGGCUAUCAUUGCAAGCCAAGCUAUGCUCUCUGGCGCAUUCGCCAUCCUCUCCAAGGCCUUAUCCCUUGGUUGUUUCCCCAGUGUUCAAGUGAUUCAUACCUCGAAGAGUCACGAGGGACAGGUUUACAUUCCUGAGGUGAACUUUUUGAUGGGACUAGCAAGCAUCAUAGUCACCAUCACCUUUAGAACAACCACCGAAAUCGGCAAUGCUUAUGGGAUCUGUGUCGUGACCGUGUUCUCAAUCACCACCCAUUUGACGACAAUUGUGAUGUUACUCAUAUGGAGGAAAAAGUUUAUCUUUGUCUUUCUUUUCUACGUCGUGUUUGGUUCCAUAGAGCUGAUUUACCUCUCUUCGAUACUGACAAAGUUCGCCCAAGGUGGGUACCUACCAUUCUGCUUCUCACUUGUCCUGAUGGCCCUAAUGAUGGCAUGGCACUAUGUCCACGUCAACAAGUACUGGUAUGAGCUUGACCAUAUUGUGCCAGCCGAUGAAGUGACAGCACUACUCAAGAAGCAUGAUGUGCGGCGGAUCCCCGGAGUAGGCCUCCUAUACUCAGACCUGGUUCAAGGCAUCCCCCCUGUAUUUCCACGCCUGGUGCAGAAGAUACCGUCCGUGCACUCGGUCUUCUUGUUCAUGUCAAUCAAGCACCUGCCUAUCCCACACGUGGUGCCUGUGGAACGGUUCCUCUUCCGGCAGGUUGGCCCGAGGGAGCACCGGAUGUUCCGAUGUGUGGCAAGGUAUGGCUACUGUGACAUGCUAGAAGAGUCAGGGUUGUUCAAAGGGUUCCUCAUGGAAAGGUUAAAGAUGUUCAUCCAAGACGAGGCUGCAUUUGAGACUAAUUCGACCACCGGAGAUUCCCAGACAUGUUCUGAGGGGUCGGCAUGCCCCAUAGUGCCCAGUGGCCAGUCUGGGAACAUCAACUCUGAUUUGGUUGAAAAGGAGAAGCAAUUGAUCGAUGCGGAGACGGAGCGAGGGGUUGUGUACCUUAUGGGGGAAGCUAAUGUCGUAGCAGGACCGAAUUCGUCCCUUGUGAAGAAGAUAGUGGUAGACUACGUCUACGCCUUCUUGAGGAACAACUUGACAGAGGGGGAGAAGGCGCUGUCCAUUCCGAAAGAUGAACUGCUCAAAGUAGGGAUCACGUACGACAUAUAGUGAAUUAGUGAUUUCUCUGGAAUAGAAAGUAAGCCUAACUGAGACAUUCUUGUUCAUAUUCUGACCUAAACACACAUAGUGAAGUUCAAUUGUUGAUUAGAGAGCA